This is a messenger RNA of Aspergillus campestris IBT 28561, 2307 nucleotides long. RefSeq names its product alpha-1,2-mannosidase family protein. Gene Ontology annotation, cellular component: nucleus; cytosol. The coding region runs from base 1 to 2307 and encodes 768 amino acids. Gene Ontology annotation, molecular function: carbohydrate binding; peptide-N4-(N-acetyl-beta-glucosaminyl)asparagine amidase activity. The transcript has 5 exons. Gene Ontology annotation, biological process: protein deglycosylation; protein quality control for misfolded or incompletely synthesized proteins; glycoprotein catabolic process. Lineage: Eukaryota; Fungi; Ascomycota; Eurotiomycetes; Eurotiales; Aspergillaceae. The record is from RefSeq and is a predicted model, not a curated record.
AUGAGGACAUCCAAACACCUCCUGCUCCUCAUCCCAUUCAUACAACCCUCCCUUCAAGCCGACCCCAAGGAUCUCACCUCCCACGUAAACCUCUUCCAAGGUACCGAGAAUGGCGGCAACAACUUCCCCGGCGCCGCCCGCCCCUUCGGCAUGGUCAAGCUCGGCCCCGACCUGCAAGACGGCAACACAGACGCCUACUCAGGCUACCUCGCCACAGGCGAAUUCUCCGGAUUUAGCAUGAUGCACGAACAGGGCACAGGCGGGGCCCCCAAGUACGGGACGGUCGCCCAGCUGCCCCUCGCGGGCGAUGACGAGCUCAACGAUCCUCUGGCCAGCGUCACCGUUGGGCGCAAGGGCACCGACGAAGCCUCGGUGGGUUACUACAGCGCGCGCACGGACGACGACGUGCUCGUCGAGUUGAGCGCCGCUGCUAGGGCUGGCAUCUACCGGUAUACCUUUCCGGAGGGAGCGGCGCAGAAGAAGGUGCUUGUGGAUGUAUCGCAUGUGCUGCCGUCGCAUCGCGGACAGGGCCUGGGUCAGGCGUAUCGAGGAGGCAAUGUUAGUGUGUUUGAGGAUGGGAGGUAUGAGGGGAGUGGGGUGUAUGAUAAUGGGUGGAAUCGCUCGCCUGAGUGGACGAUUCAUUUCUGUGGCUAUUUUGAUCCCAAGCCCAGCAGCAGCAAAGCUUAUGUUGGAAAGGACGGAGAGGAUAGUACCGAGCAGGACGACGGAGUCGCGUCGUCGUCGUCGGGCGAUACCCGUGUCGGGGCUGUCUUUUCCUUCAAGGAGAACGUCGUGACUUCUCGCGUGGGCAUCUCCUGGAUCUCUACGAAGCAGGCGUGCGAGAACGUGAAGAAGGAGAUCCCUGAGGGUACUUCCCUCGAGACAGUCGUGCGGGACGCAGAGUCGGAAUGGACCUCCAAGGUGCUAUCCAAGGUGUCCACGACCAAUACCAACAAGACAUCCCUCUCGCUCCUAUACUCCGCUCUCUACUUCAUGCACAUCAUUCCCACGAACCAGACCGGCGAGAACCCCGGCUGGACAUCCUCCGAGCCCUACUACCAAGAUAUCUUCACUUUCUGGGACCUCUUCCGCUGCUCCACCCCCCUCUUCCACAUCCUCCAACCCAAAACCUACACCGAAUUCCUCCGUUCCCUAAUCGACAUCGCCAAGCACGACGGCUACCUGCCCGACGCGCGAUCCUCGAACUACAAUGGCCGCUCCCAAGGCGGCUCCAACGCAGACAACAUCCUCGCCGACGCCUACGUCAAAGGCGUCCGCGACCCAUCCCUCGACUGGACAGCCGCCUACAGCGCCAUGCACAAAGACGCCGAAGUCGCGCCGCCCAACACCAAUCCACCCGACGCCAUGGCGCCGGACUCCUCCACCAAAGAAGGCCGCAGCGCCCUCCCCGACUGGCUGCGUCUCGGCUACAUCACGCCGAAGUACUCCCGCGCUGUGUCCCGCGCCGUCGAGUACGCGGGCAACGACUUCGCGCUGUACCAGGUUGCCGCUGGGUUGGAGAAGACGGCUGACGCGAAGAAGUACUUGGGGCGCUCGCGAAACUGGCGUAACCAUUGGAAUAAGAAGGCUGAGUCGAAGGGGUUCGAGGGCUUCGUGGGGCCUCGGGAUGAGAACGGCACGUUUCUCGACCCUGGGGAUUUGACGGCGUCUGGGUAUUGGGGCGAUGCAUUCUAUGAGGCGAGCCCGUGGGCUUACUCGUUUGGGGCAGUGCAUGAUAUGGCGCACACGGUGGAGUUAAUGGGUGGGGAGGAGACGGCGAGAAAGCGGUUGGAUGCUAUGUUUGAGGAAGAUGAUGAGGGGAAGAGUAUUUUUGAUGCGACGAAUGAGCCCAUGUUCAAUACUCCCUAUCUCUACCACUUCAUCGACAGCCCACACAUCUCAACCAAGCAGUCCCGAGCCGUCGCCAAACAAUCCUACAAAGACACCGUCGACGGCCUCCCCGGUAACAGCGACGCAGGCGCCAUGCAGACCUGGCUGCUCUGGAACAUGAUUGGAUUGUACCCGCUCACCGGGCAGACUACGUUCCUUAUCCACGCGCCGUGGUUCGAGGCCCUGACGAUCGAGCUGGGCGGGGGACGGAAGCUGGAGGUGACGACUAGUGGCGGCGACGGCAACGGAGGGGGGGCGAUCCAAGUGCAGCGGCUGAAAGUUAACGGGAAGGAGUGGAAGAAGAGUUGGCUGGCUUGGGAGGACGUGUUUGCUGAGGGAGGGAAGUUGGAGUUUGAGUUGGGGGAGAAGGAGAGUGAGUGGUUCAAUGGGGAGGGGCCGCCGAGUCCGGCGAGUUAG